Rhinolophus ferrumequinum (greater horseshoe bat) is the source of this 783-nucleotide messenger RNA. RefSeq names its product malate dehydrogenase, mitochondrial-like. Gene Ontology annotation, biological process: tricarboxylic acid cycle. Gene Ontology annotation, cellular component: cytoplasm; mitochondrion. The record is from RefSeq and is a predicted model, not a curated record. Gene Ontology annotation, molecular function: L-malate dehydrogenase (NAD+) activity. Lineage: Eukaryota; Metazoa; Chordata; Mammalia; Chiroptera; Rhinolophidae.
AUGGCACAGCGCCAGGCACAGAGUCAGGCCAGAAAGAUUGACAGCCUGAGUCCUGGGGGACCCCACGGUGGUGACACAUGGGAGCAGCACGAACACCAUUAUUUCCACAGCUCCUAUUUACACAAGACCAUUGGCUUCACCCCCAGCCUGGGCGAUAUACCCGCGGAGCCCGCAGACUCAAGGCUGCUGCCUUCCUGGAGAGCGCCCGAGCUGGAGACCUUCCAGUGCCACCAGAAGAAACAUGGAGUCUACAAGCCCAAUAAAAUCUUUGGGGUGACAACCCCGAAUGUGGUAAGAGCCAAUGCUUUUGUUGCAGAACUGAAGAGUUUGGAUCCAGCUCGAGUCAACUCGCCUGCCAUCGGUGGCCGUGCCGGGAAGACCAUCAUCCCCCUGCUCUCCCAGUGCACGCCCAAGGUGGGCUUUCCGGACCAGCUGACAGCCCUCACUGGGCGCAUCCAGGAGGCCGGCACGGAGGUGGUCGACGCUAAAGCUGGAGCAGGCUCUGCCACCCUGUCCAUGGAGAAUGCUGGAGCCUGGUUUGUCUUUUCCCUUGUGGAUGCAAUCAACGGAAAGGAAGGAGUUGUCGAAUGUUCCUUUGUUAAGUCCCAAGAAACGGAGCGUCCCUAUUUCUCCACACCAUUGCAGCUGGGGACAAAGGGCAUGGAGAAGGACCUCGGCAUCGGCCAAAUCUGCCCUUUUGAGGAGAAGAUGGGAGCUGAGGCCAUUCCUGAGCUGAAGGCCUCAAUCAAGAAAGGAGAGGAGUUCGUAAAGAACAUGAAGUGA